CCAUAUUUCUCAUCCGGCUACACUUCUAGAUUAAACUACUGAUUUAAGUACAUUUCAGUCUCUGAACUUGGGGCCUACUUAGAAUGUAAACACACAACCCGAAUGCGCAUCUCCUGUACAUGCGAACAUGCCCCUUCAUGCUGCGGGUUGAUGACGUCAGAUUAGACGAACAAGUCAUGUUACUGUAGUCCCAUUUCCUUCUUCCUGACUAGCCUUUUCUGCCCAGCCGCGGAAUCCGAAGGAAUAAUGUCUCAUCAAACGGGUAUUGAAGCUGCUGAUGAUGUGAAAGAAUUAUUUGCCAGUGCCAGGAAUGGGGACUAUCGGCUGCUGAAAAUUGUGAUUGAGAAUGAGCAGUUAGUGGUUGGUGGAUCCAAGCAAGCAGCUCAAAGCUGGGACCAAGAGUAUGAUUCCUCUAUCCUACCUCUGUUAGAAAAUGACCUACCCUGCUACAUCCUUUACCGGCUGGACUCUUCCAACAGUCAGGGUUAUGAGUGGAUCUUCAUGGCCUGGUCCCCUGACCAAUCCCCUGUGCGACAUAAAAUGCUCUAUGCUGCUACGAGGGCCACACUGAAAAAAGAGUUUGGUGGUUCGCACAUCAAGGAUGAGGUGUUUGGAAACGUUAAGGAUGAUGUGUCUCUCAGUGGAUACAGGAAGUACCUGGCUUUCCAGGCCGCUCCUCUGCCUCUGACUGCUGCUGAGGAGGAACUGAGACAGAUCAAACUCAGCUCAGUGACAUCUGACAUCGGCGUGGACACCAAACAGCAGACCCUCCAGGGUGUAGCCUUCCCCUUGCAUGGGGAUGCCAUGAAAGCACUGGAACAAUUCAAGGACAAGAAAGUCAACUACGUUCAGCUCGAAAUCAACUUUGCUAAGGAGCUCAUAAUACUGUCUCACACUGAUCCAACGGAAAUCAAAGACUUGCCAAAAAGGAUUCCAAAGGACUCUGCACGCUAUCACUUCUUCCUGUACAAGCACUCACACGAGGGUGACUACUUGGAAUCCACAGUCUUCAUCUACUCCAUGCCUGGCUACAGCUGCAGCAUCAAAGAAAGAAUGCUCUAUUCCAGCUGCAAAAACCCAUUGGUGGACAUGGUUGAAAGCCACCUUCAUAUUGAGAUUGAAAAGAAGCUGGAGAUUGAGAACGGAGACGAGCUGACUGCAGACUUCCUGUACGAGGAGGUCCACCCCAAGCAGCAUGCCCACAAGCAAGCGUUUGCCAAGCCCAAGGGUCCUGCUGGUAAGAGGGGGGUACGCCGAAUCACCAGGCCGCCAGGAGAUGACGACGGCGAUGAUUAGGCAGACGGACGCUUGCUCACUCCCACUCCCAACCCCACCACCCCUUCCUCACUCCACAGUGGAACAUUCCAGAUGGUGGAGACAAGGCCCAUUCAACAUGAACCUCCAUAAUUUUUUUUUCUUUCUUUUUAAAACCCAAACACAGAUCCACCCUCAACGCUGAACUAUGCACGCACAGGAAGUGACCCUUCCGUUUGUACACACACAUAAACACACACACUUGUAGCAUAUCCAGAUUGAGCGUGUGAGCCAAAUAAGCAUUCCUUGAAUUAUUAGAAGGCUGGAGCAUGGUCAACAAGAGGUUCCACGCUGUUACGUAACGUCAAUUAAACCUUGAAACGUAUUAACUUUAAAAACAAAAAGUGAUUGUGCGCUAGUGCGAGUGAUCUUCCUUGGGCCCAUGUCCAGCAUUUCUCAUUCCAAUUCAUUUAAAUGUCUUUUUAUAUUUUUAAAUGCUACCUAAGGCCUCAGUUACAAUCAAAUGUCUUAACUGCAACCGGCAGCACCAGAACACAACACAGCACAGAAUUAAACAGGGAAUGUGUGAUGUCAUGCAUAGUAUUUUCCAUGCAUAGCCUUUCUUUUUUAUAACACACAAGAAUAAGUCUCAUGUUUUGAUAUAACUGUGGUUUACACAUGGACCCAUCUGCCAAGAAACUUAUUUUUCUAUGCAAGUGUUGUACAGAAAUGGUGUUCUUGUGGGGAAAAAAGUCAUGUCUGUCUGGUAUCUCUCUGUAAAUGGUCACUGCAUGCAUUUAUUGUUUCAGUGAAUGCUCCAAUUUCACAUCAUUGAUAACUUUGUUGCUGUAGCUACCACAAGCUUUCAAAUAGUCUGGGUGCAAAGCAUGCACACUGUAGCAAGAGGUCACUAGAUAGAACUUGGGGUGUCUCAAGAACAUGCUCCUACUGAUGUAAGACCACUACGGAACAGAUCAUGUCCUAGUUAAUGUCUCACUUACAUGAAAUGAUGGAACUGUCUUAGGUAUGGUAUUAAGUAUGCCAUUCUCUGUUUAACAGUUGUAUUUUUAAAAGGAAAUAAAAUAUUUAAAUCUGAAAUGUA
Molecule: messenger RNA, 2356 nt
Organism: Clupea harengus (Atlantic herring)
Lineage: Eukaryota; Metazoa; Chordata; Actinopteri; Clupeiformes; Clupeidae
Gene: twf1a
Product: twinfilin actin-binding protein 1a
Biological process (GO): regulation of lamellipodium assembly; actin filament depolymerization; positive regulation of neuron projection development
Cellular component (GO): cytoplasm; actin filament; myofibril
Molecular function (GO): actin monomer binding; actin filament binding
Source: RefSeq, a predicted model, not a curated record